This is a messenger RNA of Trichoderma citrinoviride, 522 nucleotides long. RefSeq lists its product as hypothetical. The record is from RefSeq and is a predicted model, not a curated record. NCBI's taxonomy places the organism in Eukaryota, Fungi, Ascomycota, Sordariomycetes, Hypocreales, Hypocreaceae. The coding region runs from base 1 to 522 and encodes 173 amino acids. The transcript has a single exon.
AUGAGCGAAGAGUUCGCUCGUAUAAAUCCGAAACGAAAAGUCCCAGUGUUGGCAGUUAGCGACCAAGUCAUCACGGAAAUGCCAGCGAUUCUCACAUAUAUCUCCGCAUUACGCCCAGAUCGAAAGUUAUUUGGCCAGAGCACAAUAGAGACUGUCCGUGCAUACGAAUGGCUGAACUAUCUUUAUGGUACUCUUCACCUACAAAGAUAUGGAGGGCUUUGGAGACCAGAGAGAUUCGUGGGCGAUGAAUUUAUGUACACUGUGCUUAUAGAAAAGGCGAGGCAGACGAUUGAAGAUUGCUACGCCUUUAUUGAUGAGAAGCUCAAACAAUCCGGUGCCAUCUUCUCAGUGGGUGAUUAUUUCACAGGUGUUGAUGCAUUUCUCCUGGUUUUCUAUCUACGGGGAAUAAGGAUCAAUGUCGACAUGGACGGGAGAUAUCCAUCAUAUGCCGCAUUAGCACAUAACUUGUUGCGGAGGGAUCCAGUGAUAGAAGCACACAAAGUUCAUGUACAAAUGUGUUGA